Molecule: messenger RNA, 2493 nt
Organism: Nothobranchius furzeri (turquoise killifish)
Lineage: Eukaryota; Metazoa; Chordata; Actinopteri; Cyprinodontiformes; Nothobranchiidae
Product: E3 ubiquitin-protein ligase RNF14
Biological process (GO): protein polyubiquitination; ubiquitin-dependent protein catabolic process; positive regulation of proteasomal ubiquitin-dependent protein catabolic process
Cellular component (GO): ubiquitin ligase complex; cytoplasm
Molecular function (GO): zinc ion binding; ubiquitin protein ligase activity; ubiquitin conjugating enzyme binding
Source: RefSeq, a predicted model, not a curated record
CCGGCAGAGAAGGCGGUGUUUGGAUGUGUCUCGGAUGUAGCCGGAUUGAGUGCCGGGCUGUGUGUAAGGAGUUGACGUCGUGACUCGUCAUGACAGGAACCAAUCAGGGCAAAUGUCACUUGUGCACUUGGGACAGAAAAGGAAUGUAAAUGUCUGAGGAUAAGGAAGCUCAGGAGGAUGAGCUGCUUGCAUUAGCAAGUAUCUAUGAUGAGGAGGAGUUCCGCCGUGCGGAGUCUGCACAAGGAGGAGAGAUCCAACUCUGUCUGGAGCUUCCUCCUGGUUUUAAAGUUCUUGUAAAAGGCGAGAAGACAACUGAACACAAUGUGUGUUUCUUACCUCCUUUGGUGCUCAAUUUUGAGCUUCCUUCAGAUUACCCUUCCACACGUCCACCAUCCUUCACUCUCAGCUCUAAAUGGAUGACCAAAUCCCAGCUGAGCUCCCUAUGCCGACAUCUGGAUGAGUUGUGGGAGGAAAACCAGGGAUCAGAGAUUCUUUUCACAUGGAUCCAGUUUCUCAAAGAGGAGCCCCUAGAAUUUCUGGGCAUCCAGUCUCCCGUGGAAGUCAUCAGGAACAGCAAGGCUGCUGGCGAACGAAGAAAAACUGACCUUGCAAGCAAAGAGAAACCAGAGGAGAAGAAAACAGAAGUAAUAAAGGAGACAUCUGAGCAGCACGGUUCACUGUUGUCUCAUCCAGACCAGCGAGCUGUCGUGUUGAUGGACCCUCAUUCCGACCCCCUACGUCAGCUCCUGGACUUUGACGAAACUCAGAGACAACGGGUGUUUGACGGAAAGGUGUUCAGCUGCGGGAUCUGCUUCGCGGAUAAGCUGGGCUCCACCUGCCUCUGCUUUAAGGAGUGCCUGCACGUUUACUGCAAGGACUGCAUGAGAGAAUACUUUGAGAUUCAAAUACGAGAAGGCAAUGUUCAGUGCCUUAACUGCCCCGAGCCCAAAUGCACGUCAGUCGCUACGCCAUCACAGGUGAAACAGCUGGUAGACGAGGAGCUGUUUGCCCGCUACGACCGUCUGCUGCUCCAGUCCACUUUGGACCUCAUGGCUGAUGUGGUCUACUGUCCCCGCCGUUCGUGUGGAACUGCUGUAAUGGUGGAACCAGACACAACAAUGGGCAUUUGCUCAGCUUGCCAGUAUGCUUUUUGCACGUUGUGUAAGCUGGGCUAUCACGGUGUCUCUCACUGCAAAAUCACUGCAGAUGACCUGCGCAGCCUGAGAGAUGAGUACCUGUCAGCCACGCCUGAGGGGAAGAAGUUCAUGGAGCAGCGUUUUGGGAAACAGGUGGUGCAGAAAGCGGUGGAGGAAUCUUUUAGCCGGGAUUGGCUGAAGGAGAACUGUAAAUGCUGUCCUAACUGUGGAACAAACAUUCAGAAAGUAGAUGGCUGCAACAAGAUGACGUGCACUUCCUGUAGACAGUACUUCUGCUGGCUGUGCCUGGGUGUCCUCAGCAAAGUCAACCCAUACAGUCACUUUAACAACCCAAACUCACCAUGUUAUAACCAGCUCUUCCACGGUGUCGAUAUGGACGAAGAGGAUGAAUUCUGGAGCGAUGAGGAGGACUGAGUCCAUUGGAGUGCCUGAGAGCAGUUCAUGUCAUUAUGAUGCACUUUACCUCUCUCAUCAGAUCACUUGGCCUGAGUUAGCCCUGCUCCAGCGACACACUUGGAUAUCUGUUGGUGUUUUAAUUAUGGCAGGAUCAUUAGUGUGGGUGGACGGCAGAUAACAGUCAGAUGCGUGUUUGACUUAUGUUUUUAUUUAUGCUUGCUUAAUAAGUUAAUAAAUAACCCAAUAAGAUAUCUAAUAAUUUUAUAAAAAAUUGGAUGGCAUCAUAUCGGUCUAGAUUUCCAAACUUAAUAAAAACAUCUGGAAAUUAGGGAGUAAUUUCUCUAAACUUAUGUAAAAAACCAGGUCCUAAAAUAGUUUUAAAAUGGAGAUUUUUCUGUUUUGUGAUGAACAUAAAUGAGCGUUAAUCAGUUAGCUCUAUGCUAUUUAUUUCUCACAUGUCAAAAACAACAAUUCUUUUUGCUUUUGGGUAAAAAAUGUGAAUAACUGUAAGAAAGUUAAGCAUCAUAGGAUUACUCGCCUUGUUCCUCACCUGGAAAUCAGGUUUUACCCACCCAUCUCAAGUACUUACUUCACACACACACACGUUCUCAUAUACGUAGGUUUCAUAUUUUCUAGGCUUCAGUUCUAAUGAAAGUUUAUCCAGUUUUAUGGAAUGGUUUGGUUGUAAUGUUGCCAAAUAUCUGCUGGUGAGUGUCAGGUUUAUCAGCUCACUAGUGAGUGUUUUGCUUUUUGCUGCUUGGACUGUGUCUUUGUGGGUUGAUGCUAUCAUGAAAGACGAUCACAAGUUCAGUCUUUAAAUGCACAUCAAUGCGGUUUUUGUUGGCGUCAGGUCAGACCCACCUUCAAGUUGCAUCUAAUUAAAGUAUAGAACCUGCACAUUUUUGUCAGAAUGCAGAAAAUUAAAUAUUUCACAAGCUGA